Molecule: messenger RNA, 864 nt
Organism: Mya arenaria
Lineage: Eukaryota; Metazoa; Mollusca; Bivalvia; Myida; Myidae
Product: acanthoscurrin-2-like
Exons: 3
Coding region: 60-791 (243 amino acids)
Source: RefSeq, a predicted model, not a curated record
UCCACAAGUCCCUCACAUUUGCAGUGUCUGCUCUUGCAACUCGUCUCUACAACAUUACCAUGAAGGUUCUCGCAAUUGUUGCUCUGUUUGGUGCCAUCGUGGCAUGUCAAGCUUAUCGUAAAAAGGGAUACGGAUACAGUGGUUAUGGAGGUGGCUAUGGAGGCGGCUAUGGCGGCCUAGGUGGUUACGGUGGCGGUUAUGGCGGUUAUGGUGGGGGCUACGGUGGUAAUGUUGGCGGCUAUGGCGGUUAUGGCGGUUACGGCGGCGGUUAUGGCGGAUACGGUGGCGGCCUUGGUGGUUACGGUGGCAGUUAUGGCGGUCAUGGCGGCGGAUACGGUGGCCUUGGCGGUUACAGUGGAAGUUAUGGCGGCGGCUACGGUGGCGGCUACAAAAAAUUGGGUUAUGGCGGCUAUGGCGGUUACGGUAGCGGUCUUGGCGGUUACGGUGGCAGCCUUGGCGGAUAUGGUGGCGGCUAUGGCGGCGGAUACGGAGGCCUUAGCGGUUACGGUGGUGGCUAUGGCGGCUACAGCGGCGGCUACGGUGGCGGCUACGGAGGCGGUUUUGGUGGCGGCUACAAAAAAAUGAGUUAUGGCGGCUUUGGCGGUUACGGUGGCGGUCUUGGCGGCUACGGUGGCGGUCGUGGCGGUUAUGGUGGCGGUUAUGGCGGCGGCUACGGCGGCAGUUACGGCGGCGGUUACGGUGGCGGCUACGGAGGCGGUUACGGUGGCAGCUACGGUGGUCACGGUGGUCACGGUGGCGGCUAUGUGCGACACCAUGGGCAAAAAUACUAAACACAUGCACCUGAAAUCCAUUGACACCAGUCCUGUUUUACUAUGUUGCAAUAAUAAAUACUAAAUAACUACA